This is a messenger RNA of Metopolophium dirhodum (rose-grain aphid), 3047 nucleotides long. Its product is annotated as probable G-protein coupled receptor No18. Gene Ontology annotation, biological process: positive regulation of cytosolic calcium ion concentration; phospholipase C-activating G protein-coupled receptor signaling pathway; cell-cell signaling. NCBI's taxonomy places the organism in Eukaryota, Metazoa, Arthropoda, Insecta, Hemiptera, Aphididae. The transcript has 4 exons. Gene Ontology annotation, molecular function: alpha1-adrenergic receptor activity. Gene Ontology annotation, cellular component: membrane. The coding region runs from base 622 to 2121 and encodes 499 amino acids. The record is from RefSeq and is a predicted model, not a curated record.
UUGACCGCCACGGGCGGCGGUGGCGGUAGAGCAGCUGACCCGGCCGUUACAGCGGCGGCGUUCACAGUCACUAUAACGAUAUUUUACGAUUCACGGAGACUCAGUAAUGCCAGUGCGUUAGACCGAGCUGGCGCCGCUCGCAUUUUAGCGCAAGUAGCUCACAGCGUUUUCGCGGACCGGGUUUUUCGUUUUCGAAUAAUAAUAAUUUGAUUUUCGUUUUUCCUUCCGCCGGAGGGACGAUUAAUAAAAAUACAACGCGCGUGGCGUCAUCGCGGCGGUGGUUUUAUUCACUUCUCUCCUUCCCGAAGCACAUCAUCUCGUUGUAUUUUUUCGACGCGUUUCGUUUGCUCCUUCCGAAGGAAUAGUCCACGUGCGAAUAUUAGACACAGCUGUGUGUCCCGGGCCGUAUUGUUUUUUAUUUUGUAUAGUAUUUUAUUCCCUUACACGAAAAAAAUGCUCUUGUUCGGCGGUGGCCGUUACGACUGUCGCCGUCGUUGACGCAGCCGAUCGCGGCUGUACGUCCGCGAUGAGCUAUUGUCGACCCAAAGCGACACACGACCGGAUCAUCGGAGCAAAGACGACAGAUCUUCACGCUGGUGACUGAAGGAUCUUAGCAGCCGAAUGGCCCUAAUGCUAGUCGGCUUGUUGAAAGUCUUCUCGGCACUCGUUUUGAUCGUGUCCACAUCGAGCAAUUCGUUGCUACUGCUAGUGUUCUACCGCCGACCUGGUCUGCGCACCCUAUCAAACAGAUUCGUGAUGAAUUUGUUGGUGACGAAUUUGGCUAGCAGUUGGAUACUGGUGCCGUUAACGUUAUGGGAAAGCGGCCCAUUCAGUGGCUGGGCACCGCCGCUUCCGGCGGCUGUGUGGCACGGGCUAACCGGGGCUGUAUACACGCAGUCCGUGCUGUCCGUGAUGACAGUGGCCGUGGAUCAGUACUACGCGGUCACCGACCCGCUGCGGUACCACGUGACGGUAAACGCGGCCAGCUGCGCGGUGGCCGUGGCGCUUACGUGGUGCCUGUCUGCCGUGGCCGGCGCCCUGUCGGCCUUCCGCGAACUGUCCGUUGCGCCGGAAAUGUACCGGUACGCGUUUCCCGUUGCAUACUCCGUGCUCCUGUACGUCGUUCCGUUCGUUACCGUGUGCGUAGUGUACGUGAAGAUAUGCACCGCAGCGCACCGGAACAGUGAACGGGCCCGACGCAACGGGUCCGUGCCCGACCACUUGCAGCAGCAACAACAGCCGCUUCAGCAGCAACAACAACAGCAGCAGCAGCAGCAACAACCGUUUCAACAACAGCAACAACAGCUGCAGUACAAUAAUAACAACAACAUCAACAACAUUAACAACAACAUCAACAACAACGAGUAUAACAUAGUUCCUACCAUUCAAGAAGAGGAUGACGAGACGUUAGAGUCCGCUUCCCUGCAGGCGGCUGUCUCCUACGAACCGGAGGCAUCGUCCAAACCGCCUCAGUCCACCCGGGCUAGUCUGAAGAGCACGUCCAGUUCCAUUGUAAACCAUUUGAGAUACAGGAUAUCGAACGCAAGCAUGUUCCGUUACCGGGAGGAGACGCGGGCGGCCAAGAUUUCCGCCCUAGUCAUCGUCACGGCAGCCGCAUGCUGGACGCCGUACGCGGUGCUCAAGCUGUCAGAGUGGCCGCCGCUGUCUGGCGGCGGAAUCCCGUCGCCGGGCCCGCUGGCUGCACUCCUGGCGCUGUCCGCGCAUGCCGUCAUCACACCCAUACUGUUCGCGCAUCGAAACCGUCGUGUGCACCGCGAACUCUGCCGCAUAUUCUGCCGGCGGAAGCGGUGCAGCAGCUUCUACGACAACGUCCGGAACGCGACCGUCGCGUCGUCCGUGGCCGCGGGGCCCGUCAAGUCGGGGGCCACCGUCGGCGGUGUCAAUCCCGGCGGCCCGAAACACGUUUUCGGCCGGUGGUUCGGCAGCGGGUCGGGCGGCAUCGGGUUCGGCAAGUCGGCCACGCAGCCGUCUGCCGUUCCAUCAUCCGUCGUUGUGCCCACCGCCGCGCACUUGCCCACCGACACCGAGAUGACGCGCAGCUCGUUCUCCAGCAAUGGUAGCACUACCACGCAGACGUCGUCGGUGAUUACGGUGGACUGACCGCGACGGUUCGCCGCCAUCACGCCGAGGCGGCGAUGAUCCGUCUGCACCCGAAACUUCUUUUCUAGUCACCCCAAUCCCCUCAAAUAUCGCCCCCCACCCCCAUGGUGCUCGUCCACGCUACUAUAUUAUAUUAUUAUGUAUAUAUUAUUUUUGUACACGGGCCACUCAUCCACCAUCUUCGUCCCACGAGUAUGAACAUGUUUACGUCCCACCCCAAACCUACCACCCCAUCAACCAGAAUCGCGGCCCACCACAACCGCGAUGGUCGGACGAAUGUAUAUUGUGUGUACGUGCAGCUAGUUGUCACGCGCCGCGUAUAUUACAAUAAUAUACGCACGUGAUUUUAUUAUAAACGGUUCUCAAAACUUGUUUUCCUAUUAUUGUGUACUUAAAACGAAAUCGGUUUUAAUUUAGGUAUUUUAUUAUAUUAUACAUAUAUUUAUGUGUACUUCGUUUCUAAAAAAAAUGAAAAAUACCGUACGCGUAUAAUAUUAUAAUAUUAUAUAUAUUAUUAUUUUUUUAUGUUAUUAAUUUGUAAUUAUAUUAUAUAUAUAUAUAUUACUGAACGUAUGUAGUAUUUGGCUAAUCAUUUGUGGAUUGCUUUUAUAUUUAUUAUUUAUCAAUGUAUCAUUUCCCCUACCAGGUAAUAGAAAUUCUAUCGGUUUUCAUGCGGAACUCAUAUAUUUUUAUUGUUAACUUAAAAUACGACGUACUCAAAUAAUAUUUUAACUUGUACUUGUAUUCUUUUUUUUUAAUGUUUAAUGUUUCUUUCUACCAAAAAUCUUUCCGACCCAUUUGAUUAUUUAAAAAAAAAAUUUAACUGUAUAUUUUAUAUUAUAAAGUCUGCAAUAAUGAUUUGCUUUUGAAACUUAUGUUUAGUCCAUAAUGCAUCGCUAAUAUAUUUAUUUCCUAUUUUUUGAUUA